This is a messenger RNA of Pyrus x bretschneideri (Chinese white pear), 1786 nucleotides long. RefSeq names its product SWI/SNF complex subunit SWI3B. Bases 179 to 1669 code for a protein of 496 amino acids. The record is from RefSeq and is a predicted model, not a curated record. The transcript has 3 exons. Lineage: Eukaryota; Viridiplantae; Streptophyta; Magnoliopsida; Rosales; Rosaceae. Gene Ontology annotation, molecular function: protein binding.
AUAAUCUAAAAUAUGAUAUGAAAUUAAAACUUUGUCCUCCAUUUUGAAAAUAACCAACUUAAAAUUUAAAAGUUUGAUGAAAAAAAAAAAAAAAAAAAACACACUUGAAAUUUAAAAGAAAAUAAAAAAGCAAAAUAGAAACAGAAAAGGCCUCUAAACCUUAGAUCCGCUAAAUUCCAUGGCUACCAAAUCAGCGGCCGUCGACCUCUCCUCCUCCGACACCCCAUCCAAACCCCCACCCACUCCUGUUCCGAUCCCCGUCAAUCCUGAGACUCCGAUCACCGCCACCCCACGCCAAACUCAACCGCGUCCCACCUCUGACGCCGACGUCAUCCGCGUCCCCAGCUAUUCCCGCUGGUUCUCGCCGGACCACAUCCACCACUGCGAGGUCCGAUUCCUCCCCGAGUUCUUCGACUCUCGAUCCCCUUCCAAAAGCCCUAGCCUCUACAAGUACUAUCGCAACACCAUCGUCAGCCAAUCCAGGGCCGUCAACCCUUCUCGGAAGCUCACCUUCACGGAGGCCCGCAAGGCUCUCGUCGGCGACGUCGGCUCCGUUAGGAGGGUUUUUGAUUUCCUGGAGGCGUGGGGUUUGAUCAAUUACACUCCUUCCGCGCCCAACAAGCCCCUCAGGUGGGAGGACAAGGACAGCAGCAAGGCCGCCGCCGCGUCCUCUAAUGGCGGCGCUGAAUCCCCCGCCGGCGGUCCCAAGGACGGGUCUUCGGGGACCAGCAAGGAGAGCCCAAAGAAGAGGACUUGCAAUGGCUGCAAGUCUGUUUGCAGCAUUGCCUGCUUUGUUUCCGAAAAGAAUGACAUGACCCUGUGUGCAAGGUGCUAUGUUCGCAGCAACUAUCAGAUCGGCAUAAGUUCUUCCGAUUUCAGGCGGGUUGAAAUCAAUGAAGAGAUGGGGAGUGGCUGGGCUGAUAAAGAUACUCUGCAUCUUCUAGAAGCCCUUAUGCAUUAUGGCGACGAUUGGAGGAAGGUUGCGCAACAUGUCGGGAGAAGUGAGAAGGAAUGUGUUGCUCAUUUUCUCAAGAUUCCUGUUGGCGAGGAGUUUACUGAGGAUCUGGAUUACAAGCAGACUAGUGGAAUGAAGGAAGACGCAGCUGAUGCUGAAUCUGGAUUGGAUGGUGAUGGUGAUGGUACAACACUAAGUAAAAGAAUGCGUCUCACGCCUCUUGCGGAUGCAAGCAACCCAAUUAUGGCUCAGGCCGCCUUUCUGUCAGCACUGGCGGGCGUACAGGUUGCAGAGGCUGCUGCUUCUGCUGCCGUAACAACCCUGUGUGAGGCGGAUUAUGAAACAAGUAAAAUGAGUGUUCCAUCUCUGGCUUCGAGUGCAAGACAGCAUGAAACCGAUGCUGAGUUAAAUGGAGACAAUAAAAGUGACCUGGAUGCACUGGGGGCUGCUUUUGUAGAUGCAAAUUCACAGCUUGAGAAGGAAUGGCUGGAUGUGGGAAGAUCAAUAUCGGGGAUUACAGAAGUACAGCUGAGAGAGAUCCAAAAGAAGAUUAUUCGCUUCGAGGCGUUGGAUUUGCAGAUGGAGAGAGAAUGGGAACAACUGGAGCAAAUGAAAAGCAUGCUCUUCAUCGAUCAGAUGACGCUUUUGUUUAACAAAAGUUCUGCUCCAAAAACUACAGAACGGGCGGAGGAGAAGAAUGUAAAAGCGAAUUGAUUUUUCAUCAUUCGCGUAUGCUUAUCGUUGCCUCAAUGCAAGUUCGACACAUUUGAUAACCUUAAACUCAAUUUAUAACAAUCAUUACUAAUGUUAUGCGUUACGUUACAUUGUGUA